Orussus abietinus is the source of this 3085-nucleotide messenger RNA. Its product is annotated as serine protease snake. Bases 674 to 1777 code for a protein of 367 amino acids. The record is from RefSeq and is a predicted model, not a curated record. The transcript has 6 exons. Gene Ontology annotation, molecular function: serine-type endopeptidase activity. Lineage: Eukaryota; Metazoa; Arthropoda; Insecta; Hymenoptera; Orussidae. Gene Ontology annotation, biological process: proteolysis.
AUGUUAAGAGAAAUAAUUGCCAAUGGAAAGAUUAGCCAUUCACCGGAAUUAAAAUGAUCAAUUCCACUUUAUUUCGAUCCUCUUAACGGGGAGUCGACUUUUCUAAUCAGGCAGGUGUGAUUGCCUUAUCACAAUUUUCCGCGUUAAAUGCUUCGGUUGACCUUGGCCUCGAAAUGGAAUACUUACGGAAUCUGGCAUGAUUCCCGAAGAAAAGAGACCUCAGCUGUAUCAAUACAAAGUCUAAUCACGAUUUUCUAAAAUCUCCUAAAUAUAUUUAUUCCAGUAAAGAACGAAAGAAAUCAUUUUUUUUUCCUCAAAAAAAUGAAAUCUCGUGAACUUCAAGAUCUUCGUUAAGACCUCCUUGAUCACGUGUUAAAGUUUCAUAUUAUCCAGGGCACUCAUUUAGGAGAAAAGAUUUAUAAGCAUUAUAAUAUGUAUAGAAUGACCCUUUCAUAUCACCUUAAUAAUAUAAUUAGUGUAUAAUUAUUCAUUUUUAUGUCACCUUGUAUGUAACAUCGGAAUAUACGCUUGUAUAGCCGACUCUAGACAUGUCAAGAGUACGCGAUAAACAUUCAAGGUCUGUCGAGCUGUUUCAACCGCCUUGCUCUUCGAGAGCCAUUAAAUUGUCAUUAAACUGACCGUCAUCGAGGUCAUCUAGAAACAGCCUGUGUCAAUGGUCACAUGGACAAGUGUUAAAUCGGCAAUCAGCGCGGUCGAUAAUCGAUAUUCGAUUGCAGUCGCACUUAUAGUUCGGCUUCGCCUUUCGGAUGGUCAGUGGGAAAUUCAGUCGCGGAUUGACGGAUCCUCGAAGACGAUGUCAACGUACUUUCUGGACCCCCGAGGAGUCUUGACAAUUGUCAUCGCUUCUGUCAUCUUCGGGGAUGCUGUCAACGCGGAGCGCAAGAGUGUCGAAAAGUGCAAGGAGUACUCGAAGCUGGUCUACGUGGAGGAAGUCUCUCCUGUCCUCCGAUUAGGAACGGCCUCGAAGAGGGUUUCGAAAUGCACCACAAACAAAACCCCACUGAUCGUCGGCGGCGAAAAAGCGACACCUGCGGAAUUUCCGCACCAGGCUGUUAUCGGCUUCGGAAGCGGAACAGACAAGGCUUGGGAUUGCGGAGGUUCAAUUAUCUCCGAAAGUUACAUCUUGACUGCAGCGCAUUGUCUGGAGUCCUCGGAAGGGAACCCUGCAGCCGUUGUCCGGGUUGGCCUGACGAACCUGAAGAGCCCCGAGAGUACAAUGCAAGAGAGAAAAGUCAUGGAGAAGAUCAUUCAUCCCGACUAUCGGUUACCGUCCAAGUACAACGACAUGGCAUUGUUAAAAUUGGAAAAGCCUCUUCUCCUCGACCACAACGUAAGGCCGGCUUGCCUCGAGGUCGAGGCGGAGACCUCGAAGUACGGGAACAAAGCUGUGGCUUCAGGCUUCGGGAAGACUUCUAAUGACGAGACGGAGGGCAGUCCGGACCUGAUGAAGGUGCAGCUGGACUACGUGUCGAGGGAGGUCUGCGAGGAGCUCUUCAAGACUGAGAUAGGUGGAAGUCAACUCCCAGAAGGGAUGAUCCCCUCUCUUCUCUGCGCAGGCGUGCUGGCAGGAGAGAAGGACACUUGCCAGGGCGACAGCGGAGGUCCUCUUCAGCGCAUCCUGGACACUCCUUACUGCAUGUACAGCAUCGUCGGGGUUACGAGUUUCGGUCGUUUCUGCGCCUCGAAGGACUCCCCAGGGAUCUACUCCCGGGUCAGCUCGUAUCUGGACUGGAUCGAGAGCAUCGUCUGGCCGUAGCCUCGGGGAAGCUGAAGAGAGUAUUUAAAGAUCACCAGGAACCUAGAGGAGCGAUAUAGCGUGAUAAUAAAAAGGUCUUAUCUACCCUUGAACCGCGUCGACCGGAAGGGUCGUCAAAAAUUCUUGAUCGAGGUCAUAAGUCGACUGGUUCCAAUCAGCGAGGUCUUGAGGUCGAUAAGAUGUGAAGAUUGAUUUUAGAUGCGAAGGUCGACCUUAAGGGCGAAAAUUGAUCUUAGAUGCGAAGGUAGACCUUAAGGGCGAAAAUUGAUCUUAGAUGCGAAGGUAGACCUUAAGGGCGAAAAUUGAUCUUAGAUGCGAAGGUCGACCUUAAGGGCGAAAAUUGAUCUUAGAUGCGAAGGUAGACCUUAAGGGCGAAAAUUGAUCUUAGAUGCGAAAGUCGACCUUAAGGGCGAAAAUUGAUCUUAGAUGCGAAGGUCGACCUUAAGGGCGAAAAUUGAUCUUAGAUGCGAAGAUCGACCUUAAGGGCGAAAAUUGAUCUUAGAUGCGAAGGUCGACCUUAAGGACGAAAAUUGAUCUUACAUGCGAAGGUCGACCUUAAGGGCGAAAAUUGAUCGUAGAUGCGAAUGUCGACCUUAAGGGUGAAAAUUGAUCUUAAAUGCGAAUGUCGACCUUAAGUGCGAUGCUUGUUUUAGAUGCGAAGGUUGACCUUAAGGGCGAAAAUUGAUCUUAAAUGCGGACAAGAAGUCUCUUCCUUAAAAACGACUCAGCCGAAUCAUGUAUUUCGUCGACAGCCUCGACAACGCUUCUCCUUUACAGACUACGGAAAAAAAAAAUAACUCGAGUAAAAUUGGCUACACCGUUUUCGAUAAAUCCGUGGAAACGGAUUCAAAAGACUUUUCUAAUGGACGCUCAAUUAAUCGCUAGAGCUCCAAUUAAACUGUGCAGAUUGCAAAUCGCUGCGAGUUUUUCGUCUCACGUGGGGCCACCUUUACACCUGUCGCGCACAUGGAGAUCUUCCGGAUACAUAUACACGCGACCACGUACACACAUACACCCACAUACAUAUUUAUGUAUAAAACAGAAGAAACACAAGGGACGCACUUAUCAAUUGUCAUUGUUGAACUUGUGUCUCCCUAAAGGUGGCCACUCACGUACCGAUGAAUUUAGAAAAAAAUUCGAUCUGCAGAUUUAACCGACGCGUGGCCCUUAUUAAACUCGAGUUAACUGUACAAGUUGUAAAUAACUAGAGAUUAUCGUCAUACGAUGUAACCGCCUUUGCAUAAACGCGCGUAUUUGUAUAUGUAUAAAAAAGGGAAGAGAAAGAAAUUGGGAUCGUUCAUCAAUUAA